AUGGACAACCCCUACAAUGUCUCAUCCGUUUUACUGCUAAAUCGCUUUGAUCUCCCCCCUGAAACUAUCUUUCCUGCAUUCCUUUUUGCAACUCUGAGCUAUAUGAUCAUUCUUUUCUGCAACCUCAUUCUAAUCCUCACUAUUGUUCUGAACAAAUCUCUGCAUCAACCCAUGUAUCUGAUUCUGCUGAACCUUCCUAUCAAUGACCUGAUAGGCUCCACAGCACUCUUCUCACAGGUCAUCAAAGAAAUACUGACGAGCAGCAGGACAAUGCAAUACUCUGCUUGUGUUGCCCAAGCUUUCUUUAUCCACAUCUAUGCAGGAGGUGCAGUGUUCAUUUUGACUGCUAUGGCAUAUGAUAGAUACAUUGCCAUAUGUUGUCCUUUGAAGUACAACGCUGUCAUGACUCAUGCUCACAUUAUGAAAAUAAUCUCAUGUGUGUGGAUAAGUAGCAUAUUUUUAAUAGCUCUGCUUUUCUUCCUGCUGCUGCGUUUACCCCGCUGUCGAUCUGAACUCACACACCCCUACUGUGAUAAUCCAAGUUUGCUGUCUCUGGUCUGUGCCGACACAACCAUCAACAACAUUACUGGGCUUAUAGGAGUUGCUCUUACACAAGUGAUAUCUAAUGGGAUGAUUUUAUAUACAUAUCUCCAGAUCCUCAUUGCGUGCUUCAGAUCCAGACGAUCAGACACAAAAGCCAAAGCCUUGCAGACGUGCGCUACACAUCUCACUGUUUUCCUCCUGUUGGAGUGUCUGGGUCUUUUCACCAUCAUAUCAUACAGACUGAAGAACAUGUCACCACAUUUAAGGAAAUUCAUGGGGAUGUCCACGUUAAUUUUCCCCCCAACUCUGAAUCCGAUCAUCUAUGGACUUAAAACAAAAGAAAUCCGAGACAAAAUAGUACACUUUGUCAGGAACAAAGUCUUUCCAUCGUAA
Molecule: messenger RNA, 936 nt
Organism: Acanthopagrus latus (yellowfin seabream)
Lineage: Eukaryota; Metazoa; Chordata; Actinopteri; Spariformes; Sparidae
Product: olfactory receptor 52B2-like
Exons: 1
Coding region: 1-936 (311 amino acids)
Biological process (GO): G protein-coupled receptor signaling pathway
Cellular component (GO): membrane
Molecular function (GO): G protein-coupled receptor activity; olfactory receptor activity
Source: RefSeq, a predicted model, not a curated record